Messenger RNA from Cannabis sativa, 2324 nucleotides. RefSeq names its product E3 ubiquitin-protein ligase COP1. Gene Ontology annotation, biological process: proteasome-mediated ubiquitin-dependent protein catabolic process. The transcript has 14 exons. Gene Ontology annotation, molecular function: ubiquitin protein ligase activity; protein binding. NCBI's taxonomy places the organism in Eukaryota, Viridiplantae, Streptophyta, Magnoliopsida, Rosales, Cannabaceae. The record is from RefSeq and is a predicted model, not a curated record. The coding region runs from base 192 to 2213 and encodes 673 amino acids.
UCCCUCACAAAAAUAUCUCACCUUUCUGUCGCUAUGUACGGACACAGUGUAUAAUGUAUAAUGUGUAGUAUUAAAUCAAAAUAUCUUCUGUUUCAUACAAAAAGCUCUCUCUCUCUUAGUCGUUGUCCAAGUCUAGAGAGAGAAACAGAGAAACAGAAAAGGAAACUCUAAUCUUAGAGAGACAGAGUAGAAUGGGAAGGAGCUCAAUGGGGGCUUUAGUGCCCACCGUGAAAGGCGAACCCUUACCGGAACCCCCUACCGAAAUGCCACCGCCGAUGUUGCCGCGUCCGGCGGAGGAGAUGGAGGAGGAUGUGGACAUGGAAGAUGCGGACAAGGACAUACUCUGCCCUAUCUGCAUGCAGAUCAUAAAAGACGCAUUCCUCACCGCUUGUGGCCAUAGCUUUUGUUAUAUGUGCCUCGUAACUCACCUACGCCAUAAGAGCGAUUGUCCUUCUUGCGGUCAUUUCCUCACAACAAAGCAAAUUUUCCCUAAUUUCUUGGUGGACAAGUGUCUGAAGAAGACUUCGGCUUCUCGAUUGAGUAAGACGGCAUCUCCAUUUGAACAUUUUCAUCACGCAUUACAACAGGGUCUUGAGGUGUCAAUUAAAGACCUAGAUGGCCUUAUUUCUCUCCUUACGGAUAAGAAGAAUAAAAUUGAGCAAGAAGAAGCUGAGACUAACAUGCAUAUUAUGCUCAGUUUCUUACAUUGCUUGAGGAAACAAAAGCUUGAACAACUCAAUCAGAUACACUCUGAUCUCCAUUACAUUAAGGAGGACAUAUAUGCUGUAGAGAGGCGUAGAGUUGAUCUCUACAGGGAAAAAGAGAGAUUCUCUGGAAAAAUGAGAAUGCUUAUGGACGAAACUAUUUCAGAAAAAGCAUCCUCGUCCUUAAUUGACAAGCACGGGAAUGGCCCCAAUUCUGCUCAAGCCCUUACUGGUUCAGGUAAGUCACACAGGAAAACAUCUAACGUAAAUGUUGAAGCAAACUGCCAUGGACUCUACCGGAAGGAUGCUCAAAAUGAAGCUGGCUUGCAGCCUGCUACUGCAACAGGACUGGCUCUAGAGAGAAAAAGGCACAUCUAUUCACAGUUUGAUAGCUUACAAGAAUGUUACUUGCAAAAACGACGAAAUUUGAUUGAACACUCACCUAAAGUGGAAGAACAGAACCCGAAUCUGAUGAGGAAGGAAGGUUAUAGUGCAGGCCUUGAAGAUUUUCAAUCUGUUCUGUCUACUUUUACACGAUACAGUCGAUUGAGAGUCAUUGCGGAAUUAAGGCAUGGUGAUCUUUUCCACGCUGCUAAUAUUGUGUCCAGUAUAGAAUUUAAUCAAGAUGAUGAAUUAUUUGCCACAGCUGGAGUUUCACGGCGCAUCAAAGUUUUUGAAUUUUCCUCGGUGGUUAAUGAACCAAAUGAUAUCCAUUAUCCUAUUGUUGAUAUGCCCACGCGAUGUAAGCUUAUUUGCUUGAGCUGGAAUAAGCACACAAAAAACCAGAUUGCAAGCAGUGACUACGAAGGAAUUGUAACAGUUUGGGAUGUAACUACUGGCCAGAGUGUGAUGGAGUAUGAGGAGCAUGAAAAGCGAGCUUGGAGUGUAGAUUUUUCACUUUCUGAACCCUCAAUGCUUGUAUCCGGCGGUGAUGACUGUAAGGUGAAAGUUUGGUGCACUAAUAAAGAAUCAAGUGUUCUUAACAUUGACAUGAAAGCAAAAAUUUGUUCUGUCAAGUAUAAUCCUGGAUCCAGCUUCCACGUAGCUGUGGGUUGUGCGGAUCAUCAAACACACUACUACGACUUGAGAAAUACAAGCCAGCCAUUACACGUCUUUAGUGGACACACGAAGGCUGUUUCAUAUGUAAAAUUCUUGUCUAACAACGAACUUGCUUCAGCAUCAACUGACAGCACAUUGCGCUUGUGGGAUGUCAAGAACAAUUUACCACUUCGCACUUAUAGAGGCCACACAAACGAAAAGAAUUUCGUUGGUUUAACCGUGAACAGAGAAUACCUAGCUUGUGGCAGCGAGACAAAUGAAAUCUUCAUUUAUCACAAGGCGAUAUCUAAACCCAUGGCUAGUCACAAAUUCACUUCUUCGGAGUCAAAUGACAAUGAAGAUGUUGCAGGGUCAUAUUUUAUUAGUGCCGUCUGUUGGAAAAGCGAUAGCCCCACAUUGUUAACAGCAACUAGUGGAGGAGCAAUUAAAGUAUUAGUGCUUUCUCCCUGAAUAAACAGAACUAAACUCUUAUAAAGUUAUCUCAUGACAUUGCCGAUUGCCUUUUGGUGAUUGAUAAAUAAAUAAGAAAGAGAAGAAGAACGGGGUUUUGUGUUUGUUUAA